GUAAACAAACAGCUGGUGCGACGCGAAAGGAUCGCAAGCUCACCAAUGGCUUCAAAGUUUGAUAUGUCGCCGGAGAACCUUGAAAACUUUGUGCACGAGAAUCUAAGAGAGGACCUCCGCUUGUGUGAAAAGCAACUGAAUGAGCUAAAUGCCGAGAUUUUGGAGUACGUGCAGCUUAAGAACAUGAUCGAAACGAUUCUUCAGAGCAAAUCCACAGCGGAAGGCUUCAAGACGCGUGUGAAUAUUGGUGGCAACAUGUUUAUGAAUGCCCGUGCCGAUAAUGCGCAGAAUUUACUGGUCGACGUUGGAUUGAAAACUUAUGUUGAAUUCACCAUCGAAGAGGCUCUUCGGUACGUGGACCUGCGGAUCCGGGUGCUGACGAAAAAGGCCGACAUUGUUCGCGAUAAAAGCAUCGAAACGAAAGCGCAAAUCAAACUUGCCCUUCUAGUGAUCGGCGACACGAAUCGAUUGCAUGCCUUGCAAAGCGACCGGUGAACAAGGCUCCGUGUUGCCAACAGGUAAAGGAACGUCCUUAAGAAAAGGGAAAGGGAUGUCCUGAAGUGAUAAAUG
Messenger RNA from Anopheles cruzii, 570 nucleotides. It is a transcript of the gene Uxt, whose product is annotated as protein UXT homolog. The record is from RefSeq and is a predicted model, not a curated record. Gene Ontology annotation, biological process: protein folding; regulation of DNA-templated transcription. The transcript is spliced from 2 exons. The coding region runs from base 46 to 495 and encodes 149 amino acids. NCBI's taxonomy places the organism in Eukaryota, Metazoa, Arthropoda, Insecta, Diptera, Culicidae. Gene Ontology annotation, cellular component: cytoplasm; prefoldin complex.